Molecule: messenger RNA, 5487 nt
Organism: Ceratotherium simum simum (southern white rhinoceros)
Lineage: Eukaryota; Metazoa; Chordata; Mammalia; Perissodactyla; Rhinocerotidae
Source: RefSeq, a predicted model, not a curated record
GCGGCGGUGGCCGCGAUGAUGGAGAUCCAGAUGGACGAGGGCGGCGGCGUGGUGGUAUACCAGGACGACUACUGUUCGGGUUCGGUGAUGUCCGAGCGGGUGUCGGGCCUGGCGGGCUCCAUCUACCGCGAGUUCGAGCGCCUCAUCCACUGCUACGACGAGGAGGUGGUCAAGGAGCUCAUGCCGCUCGUGGUCAACGUGCUCGAGAACCUGGACUCGGUGCUCAGCGAGAACCAGGAGCACGAGGUGGAGCUGGAGCUGCUGCGCGAGGACAACGAACAGCUGCUCACCCAGUACGAGCGGGAGAAGGCGCUGCGCAAGCAGGCCGAGGAGAAAUUCAUUGAGUUCGAAGAUGCCUUGGAACAAGAGAAGAAAGAGCUACAAAUCCAGGUGGAACACUAUGAGUUUCAGACGCGCCAGCUGGAACUGAAGGCCAAAAACUAUGCAGAUCAGCUCUCCCGGUUGGAGGAACGGGAGUCGGAGAUGAAGAAGGAGUACAACGCUCUGCACCAGCGACACACAGAGAUGAUACAGACCUACGUGGAGCACAUUGAGAGGUCCAAGAUGCAGCAAGUUGGUGGAAACAGCCAGACCGAGAGCAGCCUGCCAGGGAGGAGGAAGGAGCGCCCCACCUCUCUGAACGUCUUCCCCCUGGCCGACGGCACGGUACGUGCACAGACGGGGGGCAAGCUCGUGCCUGCGGGGGACCACUGGCACCUGAGUGACCUCGGCCAGCUGCAGUUCAGCUCCAGCUACCAGUGUCCGAACGACGAGAUGUCCGAGUCGGGCCAGUCCUCGGCGGCUGCCACGCCCAGCACCACAGGCACCAAGUCCAACACGCCCACAUCCUCUGUGCCCUCGGCCGCGGUCACGCCCCUCAAUGAAGGCAUGCAGCCCCUGGGGGACUACAGCGCCGGCACCAAGAACAACAGCAAGCGGGCUCGGGAGAAGCGCAACAGCCGCAACAUGGAGGUCCAGGUCACGCAGGAGAUGCGGAAUGUCAGCAUAGGCAUGGGCAGUAGUGACGAGUGGUCUGAUGUUCAAGAUAUUAUCGACUCCACCCCAGAGUUGGACAUGAGUCGGGAGCCCCGCUUGGACCGCACGGGCAACAGCCCGACCCAGGGGAUCGUGAACAAGGCUUUCGGCAUCAACACUGACUCCCUGUACCACGAGCUGUCGACUGCGGGGUCCGAGGUCAUUGGGGAUGUGGACGAAGGGGCCGACCUGCUAGGGGAGUUCUCAGGAAUGGGCAAGGAAGUGGGGAAUCUGCUGCUGGAGAACUCUCAGCUUCUAGAAACCAAAAACGCGCUGAACGUGGUGAAGAACGACCUCAUCGCCAAGGUGGACCAGCUGUCUGGGGAGCAGGAGGUGCUGAAGGGGGACUUGGAAGCUGCCAGGCAGGCCAAACUCAGGCUGGAGAGCCGCGUCAAGGACCUGGAGGAGGAGUUGAGGAGAGUGAAGUCAGAGGCCAUCGUUGCCCGCCGUGAACCCAAAGAAGAGGUGGAGGAUGUAAGCAGCUAUCUCUGUACAGAAUUGGACAAGAUCCCCAUGGCGCAGCGCCGCCGCUUCACGCGGGUAGAGAUGGCUCGCGUGCUCAUGGAGCGCAACCAGUACAAGGAGCGGUUGAUGGAGCUGCAGGAGGCCGUGCGGUGGACCGAAAUGAUCAGAGCAUCCCGAGAGCACCCAUCUGUCCAGGAGAAGAAGAAGUCCACCAUCUGGCAGUUCUUCAGCCGCCUCUUCAGCUCCUCCUCCAGCCCCCCUCCUGCCAAGCGGUCCUACCCCUCAGUGAACAUCCAUUACAAGUCGCCCACCACGGCCGGCUUCAGCCAGCGCCGCAGCCAUGCCAUGUGCCAGAUCUCUGCCGGCAGCCGGCCCCUGGAGUUCUUCCCCGAGGACGACUGCACAUCCUCUGCCCGGCGGGAGCAGAAGCGCGAGCAGUACCGCCAGGUGCGCGAGCACGUGCGCAACGACGACGGGCGGCUGCAGGCCUGCGGCUGGAGCCUGCCGGCCAAGUACAAGCAGCUGAGUCCCAACGGGGGCCAGGAGGACACACGGAUGAAGAACGUGCCUGUGCCCGUGUACUGCCGCCCUCUGGUGGAGAAGGACCCCACCAUGAAGCUGUGGUGUGCCGCGGGCGUCAACUUGAGUGGCUGGAAACCCAGUGAUGACGACUCUGGGGAGGGAGUCAAGGCUGCGCCAGGCCGUGACCCUCUGACCUGCGACCGAGAAGUGGAAGGAGAGACCAAGAGCAACCACACGUCUCCCGAGAAGAAGAAGGCCAAGGAGCUCCCUGAGGCGGACGCCACCUCCAGCCGGGUGUGGAUCCUCACCAGCACCCUGACCACCAGCAAAGUGGUGAUCAUCGAUGCCAACCAGCCGGGCACUGUCGUGGACCAGUUUACCGUCUGCAACGCCCACGUCCUGUGCAUCUCCAGCAUCCCUGCGGCCAGCGACAGCGACUAUCCUCCGGGAGAGAUCUUCCUGGACAGUGACAUGAACCCUGAGGACUCCAGUGCGGACGGCGUGCUGGCUGGCAUCACCCUGGUGGGCUGUGCCACCCGCUGCAAUGUGCCACGCAGCAACUGCUCCUCCCGAGGGGACACCCCAGUGCUGGACAAGGGCCAGGGGGAGGUGGCUGCUGUCGCCAAUGGCAAGGUCAACCCAUCUCAGUCCACGGAGGAGGCCACAGAGGCCACUGAGGUGCCAGACUCUGGGCCCAGUGAGGCAGACGCAGCUGCAGUGCGGCCCGGGCCCCUCACAGAGCACGUCUUCAUGGACCCGGCCCCCGCGCCACCCCCUAGUGCCCAGCCUGGCAGUGAGAACGGGCCGGAGGCCGACGCAAGUGGGGUACAGCCAGAGCCGGAGCCCAGUGGAGCCCCCGCGGGGGCCAGCAGCAGUGCCGCACCCACCAUGUGGCUGGGAGCCCAGAAUGGCUGGCUCUACGUGCACUCUGCCGUGGCCAACUGGAAGAAAUGUCUGCACUCCAUCAAGCUGAAGGACUCGGUGCUGAGCCUGGUGCACGUGAAAGGCCGAGUGCUGGUGGCUCUGGCAGACGGGACUCUGGCCAUCUUCCAUAGAGGCGAAGAUGGCCAGUGGGACCUGAGCAACUAUCACCUGAUGGACCUGGGCCACCCCCACCACUCCAUCCGCUGCAUGGCCGUCGUGUAUGACCGCGUGUGGUGCGGCUACAAGAACAAGGUGCACGUCAUCCAGCCCAAGACCAUGCAGAUCGAGAAGUCAUUUGACGCCCACCCGAGGCGGGAGAGCCAGGUGCGGCAGCUGGCGUGGAUUGGCGACGGGGUGUGGGUGUCCAUCCGCUUGGACUCCACGCUGCGGCUCUACCACGCCCACACCCACCAGCACCUGCAGGACGUCGACAUCGAGCCCUACGUCAGCAAGAUGCUGGGCACAGGCAAGCUGGGCUUCUCCUUCGUGCGCAUCACGGCCCUGCUCAUCGCGGGCAAUCGCCUGUGGGUGGGCACCGGCAACGGGGUCGUCAUCUCCAUCCCGCUGACUGAGACCGUGGUCCUGCACCGAGGCCAGCUUCUGGGGCUCCGAGCUAACAAGACAUCCCCCACGUCCGGGGAGGGGGCCCGCCCAGGGGGCGUCAUCCAUGUGUAUGGCGACGACAGCAGUGACAAAUCAGCCAGCAGCUUCAUUCCCUACUGCUCCAUGGCCCAGGCCCAACUCUGCUUCCACGGGCACCGCGACGCAGUCAAGUUCUUUGUCUCAGUGCCAGGGAACGUGUUGGCCACGCUCAAUGGCAGCGUGCUCGACAGCCCGUCAGAGAGCCCCGAGCCGGCUGCCCCCUGCUCAGACGCCGAGGGCCAGAAGCUGAAGAACGUGCUGGUGCUGAGCGGCGGGGAGGGCUACAUCGACUUCCGCAUCGGCGACGGGGAGGACGACGAGACAGAGGAGAGCGCAGGGGACGUGAGCCAGGUGAAGCCCAUGCUGUCCAAGGCUGAGCGCAGCCACAUCAUCGUGUGGCAGGUGUCCUACAGCCCCGAGUGAGGCUGUGCCCACCCCGCCCGCCCGCGGCCACCCUGUACAUACGACCCCGCCCGCCUGCCCACUGCCCGCCCCCAGGCAGCCAGGCGCCUGUCCGCCCCUCUUCUCACCUCUCAGCCCGCAGCUUUCACCUUAGCCCGGGCCUCUCCACGAGCUGGCAGGGAGCAGCAGUGGGUCUGGCUGCGAAGGCAGCGGGAAUCAGGUGGCCUUCUCACCAGGGAGGGGCACCUCUCGGACACCCUUUCCCCAGCAGCUCCUGGCUGGCACCCAGCCCAAAGUCCUCAAGUCCCCAGGGCACUUCAGGGCCAGAGCGAGGCAGAAUCCUGGGGUGCGUUGGGCUGGGGAAAGCCCCGCAGGUGGCUCCCAGCUCCCCCCGUGGUCCCCACCCCUGUCACUCACUCCCAGGACCCCAGGGUGGGAAGCAGAGACUUCACCCCACCAAGUCUUCCCACCCUGAGCCCACUUGCCUGCUGCCCUCGGGGUAAGGGUCCGACCUUAAGGGAGCCAGCCAGCUGCUAGCCUUCCCUGGGUCCCCCCACCCAAUCCUUGCUGCCCCAGAAACUGGCAUGAAAGCACGUAACCAGGCUCUCGGGGGCAGCUGCUUGAGAAGACAGGCAGAUGCCCUCACCCCGCUCGAGCCCCCUGAUCCUUCUUGUGGCAGAUCUCACAGGCCCUCACUGACCCGUGUCUGUCCCGUCAUCCCCCCACCCCCCACGGCCACUGUCCCUGGGCAAAAGACCCACCUCAUAGGAGCAGGCCCUGGAGUCCUGCCCCUCCCGGAAGCCCCUAGGGUGGAAUUUCUCAGGCUGUCAGGGCAGGCCCAGGCCUCAGGAAGAAGGGGAGGCCACUGGCCUCUCCUGGGGUCAGUCCUAGGACGCAGGCUAAGCCUCAGGGUGACACGGAAGGUGUGUUCCAGGGCCUGCCUCCCGCGGGGUCUCCAAGAAGCCCAGCUCCCAAGACACACUACUAAGUGCCUAGGGCUAGAGGUGUGGCUGGCUCCCUUGAGGGCGGCUGGCAUGGGCUGUAGAGCAGAAGCCCAAAGGGCUAAGGACAGGAGCCGCCUCCAGCUGGCUCUAGGCGUGCAUGCCCUGCUCUGAGGGGCGCCGCCCUGGACCGCCGCUGCCUCCACCUGCCCGGCCCAGGCCUUGCUCCUGCUCCCAGAGGCACUGAUGAGGGCAGCCCCAGGCCCUGCUGCCCACCCACCUCCUCCCGCCAGAGAAGCACAGAUCUUGGGCAGCCAUCUCAUGAGCCCAGCUGGACACCACGGCAGCCAGUGCAGCUGCAGGCUUCCCACCGCCCUACCACUCUCCACUGUGAUGUCAUCAGGUCCCUUGUCUGUUCCCACAGGGCCGUGAAGUGACUCGGGGGUUAGUGAGGUGGGUGCAGUGGAGGAAGGGGCUGGGUGACGAUUCUCCUCAGGCUUUGGCCCUGCAAGCGAACCCACGUAUCUGCUCUGUAUGUAAUACAUGUCUUAAUAUC